Molecule: messenger RNA, 3025 nt
Organism: Ictidomys tridecemlineatus (thirteen-lined ground squirrel)
Lineage: Eukaryota; Metazoa; Chordata; Mammalia; Rodentia; Sciuridae
Source: RefSeq, a predicted model, not a curated record
UCUAUGGUCUUCUUGCUUUGCAGGCGGGACGAUGUCUGGGGAACUGCCAUUGCACAUCAACAUCGAGGAACCUCGAUGGGAUCAGAGCACGUUUGUGGGGCGAGCCAGUCACUUCUUCACCGUGACGGAUCCCAGGAACAUCCUGUUAACGGAUGAGCAACUAGAGAACGCAAAGAGAAUAGUCCAUGAUUACAGACAAGGAGUUGUCCCUCCGGGUCUUACAGAGAACGAGCUAUGGAGAGCCAAGUACGUGUACGAGUCUGCCUUCCACCCUGACACUGGGGAGAAGAUGAUCCUGAUCGGGCGGAUGUCGGCCCAGGUGCCCAUGAACAUGACCAUCACCGGGUGCAUGAUGACCUUCUAUAGGACCACACCAGCUGUCCUGUUCUGGCAGUGGAUCAACCAGUCCUUCAACGCCAUCGUCAAUUACACCAACAGAAGUGGGGAUGCCCCUCUCACUAUGAGUGAGUUGGGAACAGCUUAUGUUUCUGCAACCACAGGGGCUGUGGCCACAGCGCUGGGGCUGAACGCGCUGACCAAGCACGUGUCGCCACUCAUAGGACGCUUCGUGCCCUUUGCUGCCGUGGCUGCUGCCAAUUGUAUUAACAUCCCGCUGAUGCGUCAAAGGGAGCUCAAAGCUGGCAUUCCAGUCACCGACGACAACGGGAACCGCUUGGGCGAGUCAGCGACCGCAGCACAGCAGGCCAUCUCCCAGGUGGUCAUCUCCAGGAUUCUCAUGGCGGCCCCCGGCAUGGCCAUCCCUCCAUUUAUCAUGAACACUCUGGAGAAGAAGGCCUUCCUGAAGUCCCUGCCCUUCUCCCUUUACUUUGACCCUCCUGCUGUUCCUCUUCGCUGGAGGAGUCUCCGUGGGGACCAGGAGGUUCCCGUGGCUGAGCGCACCCAUCCAAGUUGGCCUCGUGGGCUUCUGCUUGGUGUUUGCCACGCCCCUGUGCUGUGCCCUGUUUCCUCAGAAAAGUUCCAUGAGUGUGACAGGCUUGGAGGCUGAGCUGCGAGCCAAGAUCCAAGAGAGCCAUCCUGAGCUGCAGCGCGUGUACUUUAACAAGGGACUGUAAAGUAGGGACGGAAACCUCGACAGCUGAUCCUGCCCGCUGCAAGCCCUGUGUAGCCGUGUCGUGAGGAAGGUCCGGUCAGCCUGGGUUCCGGCUUCUCCAAACUCCACGUUAGCCUUUAAGAAUAAAGCUGCUGCUGAGGACGCUGCCUGUGGUGUGAGCCAGUGGCCUGACACCUGUCGGCUCCCUCACGUUUGAAUCAUGAUGACUUAGAGAACACCCCCCUGUAGCUUUCACAGUGACUGCUUCUCAAAGACAAUACCCCGCCUUGUGCCAAGGGUUUUAAAAAGGUACUGCUAGGCGUAGAGUAGGCACUUAGGAUAGGCUUGGUAGAUAUUUAUAGAUGCUCAGUCAGCGCAAAGGUGAUCCAAAGCAUCAAGUGUCAUUCCCACUCUGUUUCCAUCCAGGAGAUCCCAGCAGUGACCUGGGAAGGCAGAAGUCCCAGGCAGAGUACCCUCAGUACUAAGGGAGCGCUGCUUCCUUCCUGUGUGCCAGAGGGCAAGGGGGAAGUAGGUGGUGCAGAUCUUGGAACUUUAGGUAAAGGCUCCUUCACAGACUCCGGAAGUAGAGCCCCAGGUGGGGCAUCUCACCCCCCACCACCGACAGUUAGGUACAUCCAUAUUGUCGGUGCAUUUUCUUUAUUGCAUUUUAUUCUUAUAAACAUGUUGAUUUUACUUUGCAGUUGUUGGCUUUAUAUUCAGUUAUUUCCAUCAUAUGAUCAAGCAGCUUAACCAUAGCAAAUGUCUCAUUUUGGAAGUGUGUUCUGUGCCUGGGCUAUGUGACAGCAUGAAUCUGGUUGGCUGGUUUCCUAGAAGUGACAGUCCCCUUCCCUGCGUGGCUCACCCUGCCAUCCUUGUAGACCUCUGUGGCUUUCAGAAAGAUACAGAGUUAACAUGUGCAUAAAUCAGUAACUGUGAGUUUUACUUGACUAUGGUACCUACAUUCCUUCCUGUUUGAAAAGGCUGGACCGCGGGCCGCUGUUUACAUCACGGUAGUGAUUUCUAUCAUUCCCAUCGAGUCUGUAAUGUAACCGAUGAUUUCCAGUCUGUAGAUAUUCACCAAGGCACCUGUUCAUCAAUGUACUUCAAUGUCAUUGUAAUUCAGAGAUUUGUGAGUGUAAAAAAAUAUUUAGAAACGAUUUACUUUUGAUGGGCCCUUUCUCCUGACAGUGUGUGCAAACAGUUUCUUGAUAAAGAAAAGCUGCGGUGCCUUGUGUCUGUGUUCCUCUUUUCUCUGAAAGGUUGAGCAGAUCCAAAGCUCUGACUUCCCUGGUGCCGCUAGAAUCUCCUGCUUGAGGAUUUGCUGUCACAGCAAAACGCUUCCCCAUGGCAUUCUGGUCUUGGGCAGACUUUCAACCCUCAAUGCUUCUCUCUCAAAAGCAACAAAAAGCCUGAGAUUCCAGGCAGAUCUCCGUGCCAUGAAAGCGCUGUUGGUAAGAAGCCGAGGCCUCCAGGCUGUGCCCGCUCCUCUCAGUCCAACCCCCAGCUAGCCCAGCGCCGGCAGAGCCUGCACUCUGUGACGGUCCAGCAACCGGCUGCAAGCCUGCCGGCUCCCGAGAAUGGGCACACACUGGGGGGACACAGCCAAACCACUGGGGAACGGCACCACAAAGCUGAGGCUUGUCCUUUUAAGCCUGGAUAUUGAGGCUUCAGACUCUUAAUGCUUCUAUGUAGAAAUAUUAACUGUAUGGUUUAAUCACUUUUUAUAAAAAAAGAACAAAUGAACCCAUCUUUUAGGAAUACCUUUUCUGAAGGAAACAAUCCACAUGAAAUGCAAUAAGCUUAUUAUGGUAAACAGUUAAUUUCCGUGGACAAGGUGUAGAGUCAGGAUGGUGAGCUGUCACCGACUGGCAGUUACCGUUUCAGUGUUAGCCCAGAGUCUUGCCCGUGUUGGAGUCAAUGUAUUAUUUCAGUUCAACUGAUCAAAACGUUAAAUAAACUCAGAAUGAAAAUAAA